AAUGAAAAAAGAAUCAUCAUUAUCACCGAAUAAUGGACCAAAUCAUCAUCAUCAACAACAACAUUCACAUGAUCAAACAUUAUUCAAUCAUCAUCAUCAUUCACAUCAUAUUCCGAAUGGAAAUGUACCAUUAUACAUUCCUGGUUCUCAAAAUAAUUCGGAAUUUGCUUCAGCAGCAGCAGGUUUAUUAUCACCUGAAAAUGGUCGACACAAUCCUACUAACACCGAUGUUGAUUAUAAUCCAUUUUUAUGGCAAUCAUUACGUAUGGCAAAUUUUGCACAACAAUCAUCUGGAUUAUUUUCAUCAUCCGCAUCAUCAUCUGCAUUGAAUCAACAACCAAAUCAAUAUGGUAAUUUUUUAUCAAAAUUUCCAUUCUAUUCAUUAUAUGAUUUAGCUGCAUAUUCAAAUGGUGCUGCAGCAAUAUCACAACAAUCAUAUCAACAUUUAUUGAAAACAUAUCAACAACAGAAUCCUAAUUCAACAUUUCCAUGGUCAUCAACAUUUGCGGCUGCUGCAGCAUCAGCAGCAAAUCAUCCAUCAUCAUAUCAUCAACAGGCAAAUUCUUUAUGUCAAGCAAUGUUAGAUAAUUUAGCACAUGAAAGAGCUGCAGCAGCAGCAGCGGCUGCUGCAGCUGCUGCUGCAUCAAUGAUUGAUAUGGAAAAAUUUCGUUGUCCAUAUUGUACGGAACAAUCAUCAUCCGCAUCAUUUGAUAAUAUGGAUAAAUUUCGUGAUCAUAUUAUAACACAUGUUUGUAAAAAAGAAUUUAAAUUUGUCUGUGAUCAAUGUAAAAAUCAACGUUUCGAAAGGAAAAAAGAUCUUGAUGAACAUUUAAUGGAAAAACAUUCAAUACGAUUAUAUCAAUGUCAAUUAUGUCAACAAACAUUUGAUACAAAACAAUCAAUACAAGAACAUUUUCAAACAUAUCAACAUUAUACAAAAGAUUUACAAUUAAUUUGUAUCAUAUGUGAUGAUGAUUUUGAUUUGGAAGAAUCGUUUUCUAAACAUGUUAAAUCUAAACAUAAUACAAUGAAUUUGAUGCAAAAACUUGAUGAAAUUUUUGUUAAUAACAAAGGUACCAAACAACAGCAACCGUUAACACCUUCGUCAUCAUCAUCAUCGCUUUCGGCAUCUGCUUCUUCAUCCUCAUCCUCUUCAUCUUCAUCAUCGUCGUCGUCAUCGUCAUCAUCAUCAUCAAUGUCUACACCAGUUACAAUAGCUACUACCACACCACAACAAUUCACAAAUAUGGCAACAAUUUCCGUAAAUGAACAUUCAAAAUCGAUUGUAAAAUCAUCAUCAUCACCAACAUCGAAUAAUUCAUCGAUAAUAUCCAACAACAACAACAAUGAUGAAUCGUCAAUUAUCGAUUCAUCGAUAACUAAAUCGAUUAAACAAUCACCACCACCAUCAAAAACAACAAAUGCAGGCAAUAAACGUUUAUCAAAUUUCGGUAUCGAUAAUUUAAUUAAAAAAGAUAAUCAUCAUCAUCAUCAAUCGUUACCACCACCACCAUCAUCAUCAUCAUUAUCGUUACAUCAUUCACAACAACAAAAAGCAAACAAUGUUUCAUCAACAAUGUAUGUUAUGUAA
This is a messenger RNA of Dermatophagoides pteronyssinus (European house dust mite), 1591 nucleotides long. RefSeq names its product GATA zinc finger domain-containing protein 7-like. NCBI's taxonomy places the organism in Eukaryota, Metazoa, Arthropoda, Arachnida, Sarcoptiformes, Pyroglyphidae. The record is from RefSeq and is a predicted model, not a curated record.